UGGGAAGGAGGGAUCAGUGGCGUGGUGCACUGAGAGUGUUGCGUUGGUUUGUCAGACGCCUCAACUAAUAUAAAACGUUUUCUUUUUCAGUCCGUAACCAAAAUAUGCGGGCAAAGGGCGUAAUAGUUUUAACACUGUGGCCGAUUGAGAUGAUUAGAGUCUGAGUUCGGAAGACAUCUUUGGGAUUUCAAAAUUGCAUUCCAAGGUAACAGCAUUUGUGGGCAGGUAGGGAAGUAGCCUUCCGGAAGAACUCGCGAUACAGGUUGGCAGUUUGCAUACGGCACUCGUAAAGUAAGUUUUGAAACAAGUUUUUAAUCAAAUACAGAAGGAAAAAUGACGGAAUUUAGAAAAAAGAAGCUGUAUGUCUUCGUGGACGUGCUGUGCGUGGUAGUGGCGGCACUGCCUUUCCUCAUUAUGACCGUCGUUUUCCGGCCCUACCAGAGGGGUGUGUACUGUGACGAUGAGGACAUCAAGUACCCCUUCAAACACGACACCAUCACCCACGGCCUGCUGGCUGCAGUCACCAUCUCCUGCACCGUCGUCAUCCUAGCAUCAGGAGAGGCCUACCUGGUCUACAGUAAGAGGAUUCACUCUAACUCUGAGUUCAACGGGUACGUGGCGGCGCUCUACAAGGUGCUAGGUACCUUCCUGUUCGGAGCAGCUGUCAGCCAAUCACUGACAGACCUGGCUAAGUUCACCAUUGGACGCCUGCGGCCCAACUUCAUGGCCGUCUGCAACCCCAAGGUCUGCAAAGGCUACAUGCUGGAUAUCAACUGCACCGGCAACUCUCAUGACGUCACUGAGUCCAGGUUGUCCUUCUACUCCGGCCACUCCUCCUUUGGGAUGUACUGUAUGCUGUUUCUAGCAUUGUAUGUCCAGGCGAGGCUGAGGGCAAAGUGGGCCAGACUCCUCCGACCCACAAUCCAGUUCUUCCUGGUGGCUUUUGCAGUGUACGUGGGCUACACCCGUGUGUCCGAUUACAAGCACCACUGGAGCGACGUUCUGGUGGGCUUCCUCCAAGGCGCUCUCAUUGCCAUCCUCAACGUGCGCCACGUGUCAGACUUAUUCAAGCAGGGUCCUUCCCACUGCUCCAGCCCAGACACGGUCGAGAGCGAGGAACUGGAGCGCCGCAAACCCAGCCUGCAGAUUGCAGAUGCAGAUCACAACAACCAUUACAGCUACCCAGGGCCUGUGUGAGAGGGGCCAACCCAGUCAACCACUCUCACAACAAGCUCCCACAAACCACUGGACUGACUGAGGGGGCUGCACACAUUACCAGAAUCCUCUAUGUCCUGGGUGCACCAGCGCAUGAGUGGGAGAGGACUUUUAUAUUGAGACAUUGUGGUUGAUGUUCACUAGUUUCUUAGUAUAUUCGUCUCAGAAGUUUUUAUGUUGCUUUUUUUAACACAAUAGAUUAGGUAAGAGUACCAAACAUUCAGAUAAGAAAAAAAGACCAUUCUCAGAAGAGAAGAUUUCUAGAUGAGUCCCAUUUUAGUGCACCUUUAGUCAUAUGAGUAAUCUGAACUUCAGUGGGAGUUUGGGAUUGAUAUGUUGAUUGUUUCACCUAUGUGAAAUGGACUGCAGAGAUGUAGAAAUGUUGAUGUUGAUUGUGUUAGCUUGAUAUACCACUAGAUGACAAACAAUCAAUGCAAACGUUUGGCAUAAAGAUUUUAGAAAUUGAAAAUGAGAAAUUCUGCUUUUAGCUGUGCACAUUCUGGCAUCAAUCACUCAAUUUUUUUAAUUGAAAAAAUCAAUGUUUUAACAGUAACAUUGCUCCUUGAAGGUAUUUGGACAGUGCCUAUUCAUUUUUAUUUUAUAGAUGACUUUAUUCACAAGGUCAGAAAUGUCUAUAAUGCCAGCACUGUUAAGGUAUUGUGCAAUCACAAUCACCCCUGUUAGCCACUAUGAGCCACAAAUACUGUAUUUGCUAAUAUUAUGGCAUUUUUCUUUUUUCAAGUAUGUUAUUUUUUUCUGUGGCCCAUAUCAAACCAGUGCCUUCUUGGACUAAUGCCCUUUAGGAUUGACACAAAUGGAUCAGAUUCCAAGUUUACAACACAAACCAGAUGCCUUAACAUGAGCCUUUAAGAGUUGUAAUGAUACAGCUUACCAUUCGAGUCAUUUGUGGCAAGCUGGUAUAAUGCUCUAUGCAAAGUUCAAGGAUUUUUCCUUUCUUGUUUGGACUGCUGGGGCUAAUUUGUGAAGAAAUGCUUCUGUACAGUGACUAUGUCAGGCUUGGCCCUGCUUGGCACAGGAGGACUGAUAACAGAUCAGUCAGCUCUGGCAGAGAGAGGCUUACCUCUGGUAGUAAUUGUGAGGCUCAGAGAGCUGACUCAGAGCUGGCCUGUGACUGUUGAAUGGCAAGGUACUCAGAGGGGCCUCCUGCUAAGACGCAGGUCCUACGGACUUCAAGAGAUUUAAAGACUUUUCUUUGAAUUCCAUAAAUGAUAAGCACCUGGAGCAGCUUCAGUGAAGUGUUGUUGUUGCGUAACGUCUCACCUGUGUAUUACUGAAUUCCCCCAGCCCAAAUUUACCCAUGAAGCAAUAGUAUCACAAUGUUAUGGGGUUUGAGUUUCCUCCAGGUUUUCAUCAUAAAAGGCCUUGUUCUGGGUGGUGUGUGUUUCAUAUGUAAUAAUACUAUUCCUGGCCUGCUGGGUGGUGCAUUGGUCUAGGGCAGCGCUAGCUGUGCACGCAAACCAAGGUCGCCAGGUGCACGAUGCGGCUGGCUUCCGGGUUGGAUGCGCGCUGUGUUAAGAAGCAGUGCGGCUUGGUUGGGUUGUUGUUGUGUUUCGGAGGACGCAUGGCUUUCGACCUUCGUCUC
This is a messenger RNA of Oncorhynchus gorbuscha (pink salmon), 2818 nucleotides long. Its product is annotated as phospholipid phosphatase 2-like. Gene Ontology annotation, molecular function: phosphatidate phosphatase activity. The transcript has 6 exons. Gene Ontology annotation, biological process: signal transduction; phospholipid dephosphorylation; phospholipid metabolic process. The record is from RefSeq and is a predicted model, not a curated record. The coding region runs from base 334 to 1197 and encodes 287 amino acids. Lineage: Eukaryota; Metazoa; Chordata; Actinopteri; Salmoniformes; Salmonidae.